Molecule: messenger RNA, 1377 nt
Organism: Stylonychia lemnae
Lineage: Eukaryota; Ciliophora; Spirotrichea; Sporadotrichida; Oxytrichidae
Source: the annotation of a GenBank genome assembly
AUGGAGAUAGAUAAUAAAGUGCUCAGAAUCAAACUCGAAGAUUUCGCUACUUUUCUUGAAAAAGAAUUAAAUAAUAAAUACGCCCAGGGGUUAGAGGGGCUUAGAGAUAGAUUCCAAACUCUUAUGGUCAUUUUUAAGGAUAUUAUGACUUAUACUUAAGAAAUUUAUGUUCAAGCGAUUGUUGAAUCUAUAAUGUUUGUACUAAAUAUGAUAAUAAAUGAAUACUCAACAAAGGUUCUUGAUAAUGUAUUUGUCUAGGAGUUUCUUUCUCAUAUCUAGGAGAGAGUUGAGUUUAUAUAUUCAUAAUUUCACUUGCUAGAAUAAAUGGACCUUAAAGACAAAAAAUCAAGCAGUAAAUUAAAAUUUUGUUUAAGAAGAUUAAAUAUUUUAGAGCUAAUCAAUAGCUUAUGUCAGAAGAUAGCUGUGUUGAUACUUAAAAUUCCACCAAGCAUUAUUGAAAUUCAAAAGAGAUACGAUUUAAGCAUGCCUCUCUUGAAAUUUAUCUCUGAUGCUUUUUUUAAGCUUAGAGAUCCUGUAAAUAAGUACAUUGAGAGACUAAGUGAUAUGAGGCUUCUAAAAAAUAUGAUGAUUAGGAAGCAUACCAAAGAAUCUAUCGCUAAUUUUCUAUCUGUUUUAUGCCCAAGAGAUCAAGAAAAUAGUAAUCAGGGAAGUAGUGGAGGGGCAAGUACCAAAACACAAAAAACUAAGAGGGAAUAAAUAUUUGAAGAGCUGAAUACAAUGAUAGGAUUUACCAAGAGAUUAGAAUUCCAAAUUAGAAAAUGUCUAGACACUCCGAUUAAGCUUUUUAAAAUUAUUAGAAGUUCUUAAACUAAGCAGCAUCCUUAUGGAAAAGAUCUUCUUUCUGAUGAUUUGAAAUAAGAUGAUUUGAAUAAAAUCUAUAAAUAUACUUAAAACCUUACAGGAAACCCCUUUACUCUUGUUGAUUUUCAUUUGGCCGAUGCAAAUUUGAAUGAACUCAUUCAUUCAAUAUAGCUUCUAGAUCAAUAGAAAUUACUUUAAAAAGAGUUAUUAAUGUAGCCUUUAAUAAGAGAAGGCUUCGAGGAGAUUCAGCCAUUUGAUAUGAAUGAAUUCAAAGAUUAUGUUGAGAAAGUAAAGAAAAUCAACAAUAAAAUAAGAAUGAUUUAUGAAUUCUAGGCAUAUGAUUUAGAUCCAAAUAAUUCAUUGAGGAGUAAGGACAUUUAAGAUUUGAUAGAUUCCUUAAAGUUUUAGCAUGAUUUCAUUUACGAGAUUGAGCAUUUGUAUAAACUAUAUCUUCAAAUAAAAGCGAGAGUAGAAAAAUUCUGUAACAAAGAGUUCAUUCAAAUCAAUUCAGACUACAAUUGCAUUGAGGUGUUUAUUGAAGAAUUUUAAAAAUGA